Molecule: messenger RNA, 1341 nt
Organism: Scaptodrosophila lebanonensis
Lineage: Eukaryota; Metazoa; Arthropoda; Insecta; Diptera; Drosophilidae
Product: gram-negative bacteria-binding protein 2-like
Exons: 3
Coding region: 1-1221 (406 amino acids)
Biological process (GO): carbohydrate metabolic process
Molecular function (GO): hydrolase activity, hydrolyzing O-glycosyl compounds
Source: RefSeq, a predicted model, not a curated record
AUGGAGGAUUUAGAAAUGAACGACAUUGUUAGUGUUUCUGCAACUGUGGGCAGUAGUCGGGGAAAUAUGUUAACGAUUUCCGAGUGGAAAAUGAAUGCCUUUAUGCAGUUAGAGCUCCAGGGUACUGAUAUCAUCCCUCAAAUACCUUUGCCGAACAAUAAGGAUAUAAAUAGUGGCGACUUAGAAAAAUGUAUGUCAGAAUUAUCAUCAAUAAGAUCGAACGAUCGCGAGAAACACUGCGUUCCGACGGUCACAAAAAUUAUAAGAUCAGAGCACCCAAACCACAAUGUAAAUUGCAGCGGCCGUAAAAUUUUUGAGGCUAAUUAUACAAAUACAAAACAAAUUGAAGAACAUUUUAAACCUGAAAUACGCGUGCGAGUAGGUGCGGUAGACGAGGAGUUCGUUGUUUUUGGCAAACGAGAGAAUAGUUAUAUAGAUCAAAACGGCAUUUUACAUUUGGUUGCCACUUGGAGUAACUAUUCAAGCAUUGUGGACCUGGGUAAAUCUUGUACGGCACUCAGGAAUAAUCGUCGCAAUAGAGAGUGCACAAUUUUACAUCAGCCCCGUAGCAGUGUCCCGGCAUUAGACUCUGCCCUGCUUCAAGGUAAGGACCACUUCAUCUUCAAGUAUGGUCGCGUUAAGAUACGUGCAAAGAUGCCCAUAGGGGAUUGGCUAGCACCAAUUCUAUGGUUAGUGCCAAAAAGUACGGAGCCCGCGCAGACAAGUCCGGAUCAUAUCAAAAUAGCAUUUACACGCGGCAAUACCUUGUUGCAGGACAGGGCUUCUAACUUUAUCGAUGGACGAGUACUAUUUGGCGGCGUUGAGAUUGCGCGGCCCGUUCAUCCGUAUAAUCCACAAGUUCAAUUUUCCACGGACGAACACUUCGGAAAGGACUUUCACGAUUUUGAGAUCAUUUGGCGGGAGGACAAGAUCAUUUACAAAUUUGACGGAAUACGGUUCGGUCACAUAGAGAGCACUGAAGUUUUGAAAACAUUUGAGGACGGGGCGUACCUUAUGGUUGGCUUAACAGCAGGAGGAAAGCGUAACUUCAAUGAAGAUGUUGUGCAUCCUGAACACAAGAAACACAUUUACAAUAACUCUGAUGCGCAUGCAAAUGAAAUAUUCAAAUCCAAUAAGAACAAAUUUGUUCACACAUGGAAGCACCCAGAACUUGAGAUCGCGUACAUCCACGUGUAUUCUACGGAUAAUCAAGAUGAGUAAAUUGACCUCAAGGUGAACAUAUGUAUGUACAUAUGCGCGUUCUGCCGUGCAUAUCUGUAUUUUCUACGGUUUGAUUCAUAUUAUAACUUUUUUAAAUUGAACAAUAUAAAUUUUAUGGAA